AUGGCUGGCUUUCUUUUGGAAUAUCCUGAAACCCGUGAGCUAACAGGAGGUGACUUGCUGGCGCAGUCGCUAAAGACAUGCGGAGUAGAAGUUGCCUUUGGUCUGCACGGCGGCCAUCUGGAUGCCUUCUUGAUGGGAUGCGAGCACAUUGGGAUCCGGCUGGUGGAUACUCGCCAUGAAACAGUAGCCGUUCAAGCGGCUGAGGCGUACUCGAAGCUGACAUCAAAGAUCGGCGUGUGCUUUGUGACCGCAAACAGCGGCUUCUCCAACGGUCUGCCCGGUCUUGCAACAGCGCUGGCAGACAGAGAUCCCAUUCUCUGCAUCACCUCUUCUCCUCCGCUUCGCGAUGCGGAGAACAACUCUCUCCAAGGCAUCAUCGAUCAAGUCGUCGCAUCUCGCCCGUUGACCAAGUUUGCGCAUCGAAUGACCAACCCUGAGGACACACCGCGGAUUAUCUCGCUGGCGAUUCGGACGGCACUGUCUGGUGCCCCAGGUCCGGUCCUCGUUGACUUCCCCAUCGAUGUACUGUUCUCUCCAGUUCAUCGUCCUCUCAUAUCCUGGGGCUCCAUUACUUCGCCAUUGGCUUAUGCUCCUGGACCGCAUGCCGAGGCUGUCGAGAGGGCCGCUGACAGGGAGCUGAUCCAGCUAUCCACAAGGACCGAAAUACCUAUCUUCGACACGCAAAAAUGUGCAACAUCUUUCGCUCUGCUCCAAUCCGCGUUCUACGCAGGAGGAGCCGGAAUGCUGGGUCUUUUGCGCGUCGUGGGAAAAGAAGCCCCCGACCUCAUCCUGCUCCUCGGCGCCAGGACCGGCAUGUAUCUGGCCGGUCGAAGCGGCGCGAUCAUUCCCCAGAAGAACUGCACCUUGAUUCAUGUUGAUGUGGAUGGGGCAGAGAUUGGUCGGACCUUGCCCGUUGAGUUAGGUGUGAUAUCGGCUGUCGACCAAUUUGUCGCCGCCCUCAAUCGCCAGUUCUCCACUGGGUUCAAUGGCGCUGUAGAUGCGAACUGGGUCCAGGAUGCCUUGAGUCUCAGAAAUCUCCCUUCUAAUUUUGAGAAGGAUCCUGAUUCCCACGCCCAUGGAGGCUUGCAUCCGUACCACACUGUCAAGCAGGUAUUCUCCGCGAUCGAACCAGGAAGCAUCGUUGUCUUGGAUGGCGGCGAGGCAGGCGCUUGGGCCGGUGAUCUGGUGCACCUGUGCUCGCCGAGCGCUAUACUAAAGUCGACAGGGAACCUCGGCUUCCUCGGGAAUGGCUUUGGAUAUGCACUCGGUGCUGCGAUUGCCGCUCCGGAUCGAAAGGUCGUCAACCUCCAUGGGGACGGGUCCGCUGGGUUCCAUUUCAUGGAGCUGGACACCUACAAGCGGUUCAACCUCAACAUUAUGACGAUCGUCGUGAACAAUUACUGUUGGGGCAUGAGCUCAAAUGGCCAGGAGCUGGUCUACGGCACGAAGAAUCCUGCUCGUCCUGCCAGUUCGCUAAGCCGUGUUGCAGAGUAUGAAACUGUCGGCGAGGGGUUGGGGAACGCAAGUGCCAGGGUCGAUACGAUUUCCGCUGUGCAGGAGACGGUGAAGAGGCUUCAGAAGGUAGAUGGCCCUAGCUGCAUCAACCUGAUUGUGGACAGCAAACCUAUUCAUCCUGUGACGACUCUGAUGGUUGGGCAGACGGAGGAUCCAGAUAUGGUGGUUGUACCCUACUAUGACAAUGUACCGAGGCCGUACUAUAAGUAG
This is a messenger RNA of Aspergillus terreus NIH2624, 1725 nucleotides long. Its product is annotated as thiamine pyrophosphate-binding protein. Bases 1 to 1725 code for a protein of 574 amino acids. The transcript is spliced from 4 exons. Gene Ontology annotation, molecular function: thiamine pyrophosphate binding; flavin adenine dinucleotide binding; magnesium ion binding. The record is from RefSeq and is a predicted model, not a curated record. Lineage: Eukaryota; Fungi; Ascomycota; Eurotiomycetes; Eurotiales; Aspergillaceae. Gene Ontology annotation, cellular component: mitochondrion; acetolactate synthase complex. Gene Ontology annotation, biological process: L-valine biosynthetic process.